AUGUGGGAAGCCCCCAAGUUUACUGACGAGGCUGUCUCAUGUAGUGGCAUUUUCGGUUACAUCAACUACCUGGUGGAAAAGGACCGCAAGUUCAUUGUCGACACACUCAUCAACGGUCUCUCUCGCCUCGAGUACCGCGGCUACGACUCUGCCGGCUUCGCCAUCGAUGGCGACAAGAAGAAGGAGGUGUUCGCUUUCAAGGAGGUCGGCAAGGUUGCCAAGCUGAAGCAACUCACCGACGAGAGCAACCUCGACCUCACCAAGGUCUUCGAUUCACACUGCGGUAUUGCCCACACACGGUGGGCUACUCACGGCCCGCCGUCGCGCAUCAACUGCCACCCCCACAGGUCCGAUCCCAACUGGGAGUUCUCCAUCGUCCACAAUGGUAUCAUUACCAACUACAAGGAACUGAAGACACUGCUCGAGAGCAAGGGCUUCCGGUUCGAGACAGAAACCGACACCGAGUGCAUCGCCAAGCUCACCAAGUACAUCUACGACCAGCACCCGAGCAUAGGAUUCACGGAUCUGGCCAAGGCUGUCAUCAGCGAGCUCGAGGGCGCCUACGGUCUGCUGAUCAAGAGCGUGCACUACCCCCACGAGGUGAUCGCCGCCCGCAAGGGUUCCCCGCUGGUCAUCGGUGUCAAGACGCAGAAGCGCAUGAAGGUCGACUUUGUCGAUGUCGAGUACGCCGAUGAGAGCAACCCGCUGCCUGCCGAGACAGCGGCCCAGAAUGUCGCGCUGAAGAAGUCGGCGGGCUCUGGCGGCCUUCUGUCGCCCAACCUCCUGGGUGCUGCCGACAAGUCGCUCCUGCACCGCUCGCAGUCGCGCGCGUUCAUGACGGACGACGGUCUCCCGAUGCCCACCGAGUUCUUCCUGUCCUCGGACCCCUCGGCCAUCGUCGAGCACACCAAGAAGGUCAUGUACCUGGAGGACGAUGACAUUGCGCACAUCCACGAGGGCUCGCUCAACAUCCACCGUCUCAAGAAGGCCGACGGGAGCAGCAACGUGCGUACUAUCCAGACGCUCGAGCUCGAGCUGCAGGAGAUCAUGAAGGGCAAGUUCGACCACUUCAUGCAGAAGGAGAUUUUCGAGCAGCCCGAGUCCGUCAUCAACACCAUGCGUGGCCGUCUCGAUAUCGGCAACAAGACGGUGACGCUCGGUGGCCUGCGCAACUACAUUAGCACGAUCCGCCGGUGCCGCCGCAUCAUCUUCAUCGCCUGCGGUACCUCGUACCACAGCUGCAUGGCUGUUCGUGGUAUCUUUGAGGAGCUCGCCGAGAUCCCGAUCGCUGUCGAACUCGCGUCCGACUUCCUCGACCGCCAAGCGCCCGUCUUCAGAGAUGACACAUGCGUGUUCGUGUCGCAGUCCGGCGAGACGGCUGACUCUCUCAUGGCGCUGAGGUACUGCCUGGAGCGCGGAGCCCUGACCGUCGGUAUAGUGAACGUGGUCGGUUCCAGCAUCUCCCUGCUUACCCACUGUGGUGUCCACGUCAACGCCGGUCCCGAAAUCGGUGUUGCCUCGACUAAGGCGUACACUUCCCAGUUCAUCGCCAUGGUCAUGUUCGCCCUGUCGCUUAGCGAGGACCGGGCGUCUAAGACGAAGCGGCGCGAGGAGAUCAUGGAGGGUCUUAGCAAGAUCAGCGACCAGAUCAAGUCCAUCUUGCAGCAGGAUCAGAAGAUCAAGCAGCUGUGCGCCAAGACGUUCCAGAACCAGAAGAGCUUGUUGCUCCUUGGUCGCGGCAGCCAGUUCAGCACCGCGCUGGAGGGUGCCCUCAAGAUCAAGGAAAUCAGCUACCUGCACUGCGAGGCUGUCAUGAGCGGUGAGCUCAAGCACGGUGUCCUCGCCCUGGUGGACGAGAACCUGCCCAUCAUCAUGAUCCUGACCCGCGACGAUAUCUUCAAGAAGAGUCUGAACGCCUACCAACAAGUUGUUGCCCGUGGUGGAAAGCCUAUUGUGAUUUGCAACCCGGAUGACGACGAGUUCACGGCCAGCCAGGCUGAGAAGAUCGAGAUCCCCAAGACGGUCGACGUCCUGCAGGGCAUCCUGAACGUCAUUCCCCUGCAGCUCAUCGCCUACUGGCUCGCUGUCAUGGAGGGUCUCAACGUCGACUUCCCCCGCAACCUCGCCAAGUCGGUGACUGUCGAGUGA
Chaetomium globosum CBS 148.51 is the source of this 2148-nucleotide messenger RNA. RefSeq lists its product as uncharacterized. The transcript is spliced from 5 exons. The record is from RefSeq and is a predicted model, not a curated record. Bases 1 to 2148 code for a protein of 715 amino acids. Gene Ontology annotation, molecular function: carbohydrate derivative binding; L-glutamine:D-fructose-6-phosphate transaminase (isomerizing) activity. Gene Ontology annotation, biological process: UDP-N-acetylglucosamine metabolic process; protein N-linked glycosylation; fructose 6-phosphate metabolic process. NCBI's taxonomy places the organism in Eukaryota, Fungi, Ascomycota, Sordariomycetes, Sordariales, Chaetomiaceae.